GAUGCUACCGUCAUUCCUAUUGUCAAAGAAUAGUUUUCAUUUAAAGAAAACGUGACCUGUCCAGAAGACUGGGUGAAUUUUUUUAAUACUGAAUUUCUAUUUCUUACUUACUUAUUUAUCUUCUAAAAAAAUAUUUGGCGAAAAUGACGCUUACCUAGACACUUUAAGGUUUGUGAGGAAUUUUGUCAAGUUCAAUUUUAGCUUUGAAUUAUUUCAUUUUGUACAUACAAGCAAGCACCAAGAACAUUACAAUAUGAUAUUUUGCAUAACAUAUUGUGACACCUGUAUAGGGACCGUAGAAAGAACGAUAUUUUUGUGAUAUUUUCUUUCUAAUAUUUCGAAAAACUCGAUUCCUUAUAGUUCCUUAUAGAUAAUGUAAGAACUACUAAAACAGUAACACGUUAUUAAUAAGGUUUAUUUUUAUUGUCGUUGAAAAAAAAUAAACAUGAAAAGUAUCUUUCUUCUCCGACAGCAAUUCUUUAUGAAUUGUUAAAAGUUUUCAGUCGCAAAAUAAGAAUAACUCACUUGUAAAAAAAUGUAUUGACAUGGUAAUAUCUUUCUAUAGAAAAUAACAGUAUGUUAAUGUGUUCGGAAUGAUAAGUUGUAUGUCCGUCUGUGUGAUUUAUAAGGUCAAAAUUGUUUCGCAUACGUAUGUAAAUGGUAAAAGUUGUGUCUUUUUAUGUUAAUAUAGAAUGUUUAUGACAGGAAAGGCCGUACCGGCGACAGUAACCGUCAAAACAAAUCAACACCCUUUACAAUAUUUACAAAUUUAUUUACAUAAGAUGAUUAUUAACAAUGAAUAGAUAUGAAAAGAAAAAAAAAUUGAUUAUAAGAAAGAAAAAAAAGAAAGUUCAGUAUCUCUAGAUACAAAAGUUCUUAUACUUCCAUUCUAAUCUGACGUGACACAGGUCUUUAAUGUAAUUGUGAACUUUAAAUAGCACAAACAAAAUGUAGCUUCUAAAUUCAAAAUACAGUCCCUUUAAACCGUGAAUACGUUGAUUCCGUGUUGGCUCCCUAUGGUGGUAGGUGAUUGCAUCCCUGAGCUGACUUCAGAGGAUAACAAAAAUCAUCGUCUUUGCGGUUUACGGCACAACCAUGGGACGAAAGCUCUGCGCUGGGAAUAUCACAUCCAGGCGAGUGAAGACAAGUGAACCUCGGGCAUUGUACUUCCGGGUUAUGACAUCACCAGGAAAAUCGUCUGGCGGAAGAAGCUAAAAUAUAUAACAUAUGGUAAGCACCAUAGCAAAACAAAUAAGUCAGGGCAUAAAACUGCUCCUUUGGGUACACCAUACCUCCGUAGGCUCCCAUAAAUAAUACGUGCUACUUAUACAAAAUAUAUGUGCUACUAAGUUCAAACGUCACAUGAUUAAAAUACGUCACUUAUUACUUCCAUUAUUACAAAGAUUACUUACUUAAAAGACUAAAGUUAAAGUAUGAAAAAGAUAUGAAAAGUUUAUGAUGAAACAUUAUAGAUACGGACAUGAUAAACUGCAGCCAUUAUUUACAACUACAAAUUAACAAAAUUCAAUGUAAAUCAAACGUUAUAUGAGAGUUGGCAUCCAUAUAAUAUCUAAUGCCAUACACUACAACGGACAUUAAUUAGAUGUGCUAUAGACUGGCACACAAUUACAAAUUACAAUAAUAUAUUACAUAUAUGGUACUAGACUUGCCAUAUAGAUUUAUACAUAACAAUACAAUGCAGUAAUGGCGUUCCAUAAUUAACAAAAAUGUUUGACAUAAGUUUUUGAAACAGUGCUUUACAAUUAUCACGAUACAAAUUUCAGUAUAAAUUUUACAUCUUAUAUAAACGAAACAUUUAGACUCCUCUUUCUAAAUAAUUUACAAAAGUCUGAAAAAUUUAAUAAAUUAUCCUGACAUACCGAAACUAGCCAAAAUCAUAUGCCGAAAAGUAAAUGUUACAGAAUUCUGUAGAAUGAACAAAAAUUUACCAAAUAAAAAUUCGUAAUGCAAAAAUCAUACAAAAAUCUAACAAAUAAAUUUCUUACCUCGAUCGAGCAUAAAUUUCUAGCAAGAAAAUAAUUCAGACAUAGAUUCGUCUAUAAAGUCGUAAGGUGGUGUGCGCAAGGCAUAUCUAGUCCAGUCUAUUUAAAGGAUAAUGUCCCGCCAAAUACUAAAUUUCAUAGGAUUCACGGCUAAGCCGUGGACUCUUACUAUUUCUAUUUUCACGGGAUUCACGAUAUAGCCGGGGAAUCUAACUACUUUGGCGCGAAUUUAAAUUGACAAUUUGAGGCCCAUUAUAGUGGUUUUGGGGAUAAAAACAUAAAUUACUGAAGUUUAUAAAAUAUCAACUUUCUUAUUACUGAACAGAAUUUAAUGAAAUUUACAUGGAAAUUUAAGUUAUGAAAUACAGAAAAACAUGAGAGGUAUUUCAUGCGUGAAAUCUGACAUUUACCUCAAUAACUCAAAAAUUUACAAAAAGAUGAUGCAAUACCUGCAUUUACAAUACAUAUAAAAUAAGGCCCGUAUGUCAAUUUGUGACAAUGUUCCAUAGAAAAGGUUUUACACAUGUACAAGAAAAUUGAGUAAUACCGACAACAUCUUAUCAUAAAACGUCUUAUAUAACUAGUGCAUGCUAUAUGGCCGGUCUAUACACAACACAUGUUAACUAGGCUGACAAGUAAAACAGUGUCAAUAAAACUGUGAACAGUUUUGUUCUUCUGGACCUAGGGAAACAGUUUUGUCUACUGACCGGCAAGGCAAGCUUUAAUAAGUGUAUCAGAUAUAAGAUGUCUGAUCAAGUGUAGUUCGAGAAUAAAGAGUUUUGACUUGCUAGUGUGCGAACUUAGUUUUCAACCUUGAUGGAGCACAUGUAAUUUAGAAAUACACCGAUGCAUAUAUGUAGAACCCUCAGAUUAACGACAGAUAAUAUUUGUUCUAGCAGUAGAGUCAAUACGAUUCCGGGAAAGCCUUUGAUUUGGUUUCAGUGUCGAUAACAAGUAUAUGUACUAUACACCUGUACUAUGUAUUGAUGUGCAGGUAUAUUAUGUCCUGACGUUAGAUGAAUGCGUGCUACCUGGUAUAGCCAGAGUAGGUCAAAUAUGUUGACAGGAUAGUGAUCGAAUUAACAAAUAAUCAAGGCUUUCGAGUGGUUUAUCGUCUAUUCUAACACGAUCCGAUUCAUUUUCCUAUUAAACAAAGAAGGAAGAAAGCAGUGAAUUAUCAUACAACAAAUCACUGUUCUGACGUCACAAUUAUUACGUCAUGGCGUCAAGCGGCAUAGCGGCAUAGCGGCGCGCUGGAAAAGAAACCGGUUGAAAACGGGCAAAUAUUCAAUGCAUGUCAUCAAGGAUGUACUUUAAAAUCCUUUAUAACGUGUUAGAAUCGAAAUAAUAUAUCUCAUUUAGUGAUUUACUCUUGAAUAAAUCAUUGCUCGUGAUAUAAUUCCUUCGCAUCUGAACUCCAAGCAAUGAUUUACUCAACGACAAAUCACUGGAUGAGAUAUAUUAUUUCUUAAAUUUAUCAUGGUUCAGAGUUCAGAUGCGUAGGAAUUGAACCACGAGGGCGUUAACCCGAGUGGUUAAAUACUGAAGCAUCUGAACGAUGAACCGUGGUAAAUUAGACGAUAAAUCACAAGAGGGGCUUGAUUGUUUUCAUUCUGACAUGCUCAUUGACAUAUUAAUAUAAUAAAUAUUAUGCUGGACUUUAUUUACCCGUGGAGUAAUGUAUCGGACGUCAUGUGGCAAUUUGACGUCAUAAUAAUACUCUCUUACCGGUCCGCGCGUCAACCGUUGUUUAUCGCACAAUAUACAGAGCUUGAUUAUCUUCUUUGUUUAACUGGAAAUCAAAUCGAGUCAUGUUAGAACUUGCGAUAAACAAAAAGUUUAUAUACCCGUCCUAUUAUAAUUUUAAUGCGUUUUUAAUAUGUCAUUUCGUAUAGUUUACGGCUUAUAUUAGUCUCUCAUGUCAGCACUGAUGUAUGUUUUAUGCACGUAUAUAUUCAAGCUGCAUUAGCCAUGAAGGUUCUGCUUUACUAAUUUUAAUUUCUCUACAGGUGCCUUGUUUUCAAACUAAGUCUUGUUUUAAAACGUUAUUUGCCGAUUAAUAGCUUUUGCAGCGUUUUAAAACCCGACUCUAAGUACCGUUCCUUGCAUCUUGUAUAAUGUAUCACAUCUGAAGGCAUUUUCAGCUACAUUUAAAGACAAAAGUCCAACGUUUUUGACAAAUGGUCUUAUUUUUCCUCGUGAUAUUAUAGAUUAUUGUUUCAAAAUUACAAAAUAUACAGACAUUUUAAAACCUUAUCACACUUAUCAUACAUAUGUUAUGGAUGAACAGCCGUUAACAAGUUCUGACUAUCUGCUAAGUUUUUACUAUGAUGAUCAUUAUACAUUUACAGAGAGAUGAUAAAAGAUUAUGAACUGUUGUUUAUCAUUAAUUUUUAUCAGUGAUAUCUGUGCAAAUGAGGAAGUUAAUUACCUGAAAACGAAUUUCGGAUCGGAUCGGAUGUCAAUUAAUCAAUUAGAAAAUGAACGUGCUAAUAGGUGUAGUUUAUUUAGAGUCGAUUGUGAUAUUUCUUUGGAUUCUGUUUGUGGUGAUAAUCGCAAUAAAGAUAUAUAAAGGGCAUAUAAUUGUCGACAGGAAAAACCAAGUGGCGCCUGAAGGAGAAAUUACAUUACAAAAAUAUCAAAUUCAUUCCAUUAACAGAGAAAAACCAAAACAAGAUGCAGAUUACGUCCUUCAGGUGAAAUUGCUACAACAGGAACUCGAACGAGAAAGAUCAAAGGUUGCAAAACAAGAUGCAGAUUUCGUCCGUCAGCUGACCUUGCUACAACAGGAACUCGAACGAGAAAGAUCAAAGGUUGCAAGUCUGAAAGCGGAUCUUAGAAAAGAAACACAAGAGAAAGAAGAUGCUUUGAAACGUCUGAGUGCCAUCAUGUCAAGCCGUUUAAGGGACGGAAAUCCAAAUGUAGUAGAUCUCAGCGAUCAGAAUCGCCCAAUUAAAGUGGGAGAGCAGUUUUCAGAACUUUAUGACAAUCAAUGGACAGAUGCUUACAGUGCUUUAGAGUCUUUCUUUGGACACAGCAAGCCAGAACCUGAACUAAUAUCGGUGCUCUUAGAUAUUUUACAGCAAUGCUUUUCGACAUGUAAAGAGAAAGCCAACAGACAACUGACCGAACUGAAUGAGAACGUGACAAAAAUUACUACCAUCAUCACAAAGAAAAGUAGUAAACUGCCGACUGAUUUGAUGCAACGCAUAAAGGAGGAAAGGAAAAUGUUUGCUUCUGAUCAACCGACAGAAUGUGACAUGGUCCUCCAUACUUGUAAAGAACGCGUUUCAUCUCACGUCCAAGGUAAAAGUUUUCUUGAGGAAAAUUCAAUAAAACGUUUUGUACAGGAAUGUUUGAAGCUGUGCUGGUUGAUGGUCAUACAAGACCCUCCAAUGUCAAUUAUAACGAAACCUGAUGCCAAAGGAAAUGACAACUUUAAGGCCUACAAAACCAGAGGCAAACAUCUUGCAUUUGUUGUAUGGCCUGCAUUACUUUUAGAGGAAGGAGGGCCGCUGAUAAUGAAAGGAAUUGCAGAGUUUAGUGACGUGUCUACAGUAUCAGUUCAGAACAAUAAUGAAGAUUUUAAAUUUUGAGUUGCUUGAAACGAGUGGUGUCGGCAGUAACGUGACAAUUUUGUUGAUGUGAACGACUUUCAAUAUGUUUUGAAAUUAUUUAAAAUCUUUAACGUUAUUGUAGGCAUAUGUAAUCUGAACAAUAACAUUUCCUUCUGGUCUAGUGCCAGUGGACGAUCACUGCAAAUCAAACACACAUUCAGUCAAUCAGUUUUAACUUCCGCUAUAUCUGAAGGUUGUGCUUAAAACUAAUUUUGCUAUAUAUUCAUUUUCUCAUUUUAUACGAAAUCCAUUCAGUUUAUAUAAACCAAUGGUCAUAAAUGCCAAAACAUUGGAAAAGUAAAUACAAAAAGAGAGGUAAUGCUAAAGUCAUUAUAGAUGGUUCUCACCUAAUUGCAAGCUAACUUUAAUCUUAAUUCCAUUGUGUGUGUGUGUGUGUGUGUGUGUGUGUGUGUGUGUGUGUGUGUGCGUUUUUGUAUGAAGUAGGUUAAGGUCACACUGACCACAAGAUUAAAAACUCUGUCAUCCCAAUUUCUUUCUAAAGAUCGAUUUUGCCUACUGCAUGUUGUCAACAGAUACCACACAUGUUUAGGAGGUUUUUUGGUAAAGAUCAUAAUUGUCCAUUAAACUAGAACAUUUUUCGGAUUAUCAACGAUAUACUUUUGAGUGUUCUAUCUCAAGUUACUUGUUGCCACACUGUUACACAUGUUAUUUUGCCUGCCACAGAACAUUAUUCAUUAAAGAUUCAUUUAAUCGAAAAACAGUUUUAAGAUUAUUACAGUUCAGGUAUCAUGCACUUGAUGUUAUAAUCAUCAAUACCUCUUUUACAUUUUUCCAUACUGUUACAUAAUUCGAUACUCUUCCACAAAACAUUUUCAUAUUAAACACAGUUGUGUUAUCUUAAGGAAAUCUUUAAACACAUUGAAUACCAAAAUAGGUUUUGUAAAAAUUUCAGUGUCGUUGUACUUCAAUUCUAUUUUAUAAUUUAAAAAUGUGUAAGAUGUUCCAUCCUGAGAUACGUCUUAUUCCAUAUUAUUACACAUUUUCAUAAAGCUGCCCGCUUAGCUCAAUAGGGAGAGCGCCGAUCUAGGGAGAGCGUCGAUCUGAGGAUCGCGGGGUCGUAAGUUCUAUCCAUGGGCAGGGCGUAUGUUCUCCGUGACGAUUUGAUAGAAGACAUUGUAACUGAGUUUUUUUUUAUCUGGAGCUGGUUGUCUUGUUGUGUCACAGCAUUCAAUUUUUUUAAACUUAUGCAGAGUGGUUAUGUUUAUACUCGGCAAACUAUAGGCAUUACGCUCACAUUUCCUAUGGCAAUCAUGUAACAUGUAUCCAAUCUAAACGAUGUCAUUUCGCUUUUCAAUGCUGAUCUUUCUUUUUUGAGUUAUGUAUGUGUGUGCGAUGACCUUGCCGAUACAAUAUACAUAAGACGUGGAUUUCAUUUUAUUUUGGACAUAGAAGCAAAUAAUAUGGGUUCAGUUUUACAUAAAAGAUUAAUCACAGAACGGACAAAUGUAAAACCAUCAAAAUUUUGCAAAAGAAUAUUACAUCGACAUUGUGAAUAUAUUUUUGUAAUAGUUAAGUGAUGUCUCCGUAAAAUUUCAAGUUAAACGGUCAUUGAGUUUACAAAAAAAAAAAAAACUUUUGUCUAGGAUAGUCAUACAUGGUCUUACAUAAAUAUGACGUCCCAAAAACAUCUGAGUAAAACAUAAAAUAGUAAGAACUUAGGAAUACACCAAUAGAAACGGAAGACAAAAGUUUUAGUUGACCUAUUUUAAAAGCUAACUCCGUUAUCAAUAAGCAUUUAUUUUAAUAACUUGAUAGAUCGUUUUAUGUUUUCUAGUGAAAUAAAUGGUAAAAGAAAUCCAGUAUACGAGGGUUGUCCCAGAAAAUCGUAGACUUUUUUUAUUAUUUCUAAAAUAAGCCACGCAUUAAAUAAUUAUUUCAA
This is a messenger RNA of Mercenaria mercenaria, 7520 nucleotides long. RefSeq lists its product as uncharacterized. Bases 4484 to 5599 code for a protein of 371 amino acids. The transcript has 8 exons. Lineage: Eukaryota; Metazoa; Mollusca; Bivalvia; Venerida; Veneridae. The record is from RefSeq and is a predicted model, not a curated record.